ACAUUUAAAGAGAUACAUGCUCUAUGUGGGCUCGGUGCGGAAUUCCAUCCACUAAGAAAUUGUUGAUGCUCAUGCCUCCCUAGCUGCGGUUCCCCGCACCUACGAGGGGUGGGAAGAUAAAAGGGGCUAAACUGAAAGGGGUAGCAGGUUAUGGCCAACCUUUCGAUACGUCAAUCGUUAAUCGGCAGAUACCAUCAGCCUCGUCAUCUACCCCAAAACAUCUACAAUAUCGACACCGACUUCAGAAUACCAUUCUUUACAUAGUAAUUAAAGGAGUUCUAGUUGCUGACAUACCACCCCUCUCUAUCUGUUGUAAAAGAGGGGUUAUCUUUGAGUUAUUUGAUCCGAUACGGUAACUACGGAAUUCCAUGCCCUGAUCCAACCAUGGAUCUCGCAUACGACCACAUUGCCGAAGAAGCCCUCCCGAAAGAUGGAAACGAGAAUCGCGACGGAAACCAAGAUGCUGAAUCCUCCCAGAAGAAACCCGAACACACUCUCAACGAAGACCUUCAGGAGGCAUACCGUGCAUUCUCUAGCAGCACUUGGGGUACAUGGCUUGGCGGAACUGUCGGUAACGUGAUCAAGCAGGGCGAGUCUGUGUACAGAGAGGCACACCAAGAGGUCACAUUGCUCAGUGCAGAUGCUACUAGGGGCCUUGCGAACCUCCGCGCAAGAGCUCUCUCGUUAACUACGUCACCGCCUGUCGUCCCGGAACAAGGAUCGCAGUCAUCUAGCGAUAAGGAGAAAGAUCCCGAGACUACCCCGACUACAGCGAAGGCCGCCGGCUCCGAUGAUCCAGCAAAGGACUCCGAAACGGUUAUAUCGCGGUUGAAAGCAGAAGCCGCGAAACGCCUGAAGGAUAUUCAGCGUGCAGAGGAUGCUGCCGAUGAGGCGCUCCUGAAAUUCGGCGGGAAUAUCCGAGAUUUCUUCCGCGACGCUGUCAUCGUCAAGCCUGCCUCUGAAUCCGACGACUCCCAGGGAACCGCUCGCCGCUUCGAAAGCAAGGAUGAAUCCGGAAAACGAGUAAUUCACACCUCGAGAUACGACGCACAACUUCAUGUUAUUCACACGACCGAGAAGAGCUUUACCGAAGAUUCUGCUACUACGGAGUAUGCCGCAUGGGCGAAGAACUUUGAUGCGGAGAAGAAGACAGAGAACAUCAGUGCCGACUUGGCCAAGUAUCCGGAACUACGGGCCAACAUGGAGAAGCUAGUUCCCGACAAGGUUCCUUAUGCCGACUUCUGGAAGCGAUACUAUUUCCUCAGACAUAGUAUAGAGACAGCUGAAGCACGUCGCCGAGAUCUACUGAAGGCCGCAUCCGCCGAAGAAGAGAUCGGCUGGGGCGAGGAGUCGGAGAGCGAGGAAUCCGAGGAGGAGGAAGAAGAAGAAGAGGAAGAAUCAGAGGAGUCCGACGAGGACACAGCGCCAACUAAGCCAGUAGGAAAGCCGGCGAGGCCAGCUUCUACCGAAUCUUCCACGACAAUUCACCCACCUGCUCGUGCCGCUCCGGCCAAAGGACAUCUCAAACCUGCUGAACCCCGCAAGUCUAACGAUGAGAAGUCUCAACCCGACAGUGAUACCAGUUAUGACGUUGUUGGCGCGGCAUCCGGAAACCCAAGCCAGGCCCCUAAUAGUCCCAUGGAAACUCGGAAAGCGGAGGAUAGCGAUGAUAGUGACGAUGAAGAAUGGGAGUAAUAUAGUGCUGCCUGAAGAUUGGCUCGUUGGCUCCCUGCUGGUUUUGAUUGAUAUGAUUUCGGAGUUAUCGUUGGCGUUGGUUGGUCUCUUUUGGAUGGCUUCGAAUGCAUGAUAUUGUUCUCCCCGA
Messenger RNA from Annulohypoxylon truncatum, 1822 nucleotides. RefSeq names its product BSD-domain-containing protein. The record is from RefSeq and is a predicted model, not a curated record. Gene Ontology annotation, cellular component: cytoplasm. NCBI's taxonomy places the organism in Eukaryota, Fungi, Ascomycota, Sordariomycetes, Xylariales, Hypoxylaceae. The transcript has 4 exons. Bases 385 to 1695 code for a protein of 436 amino acids.